GUAAAAGAGGCAGGAGGCAGCCCAUCGCUCCAUCUCACUGCGGGGGCAUCCAACCUUGUUUAUCUUCCCCAAAUUUCUUCUCCCCGGCCCCCUCCCUUGGUCGAACCCUCCAAGGAGACAAACCGGGAAGCCGCCCAGCCCCAAAUCCUUCCCCUUCUCUGGUUCCCUCCCUCCCGUUCGCUGGCCGCGGCCGCCGACUGCUCUUCUUCUAGGCGCUGCAAGGAUAAUCAAUUAAUCAUGGCCAAAAAUAAAAGAAAGCAUGUGCAAACAAUGCAUUCUUUUUUUCAGAAGAAAGGAAGAGUUGAAGGCUCAGAACAGAAUAACUUGGUUGAUCCUCACUUGGUGGAUGAACAAGAAGACUCACUACAAGAAAUUCGAGUUCCGAUGUCAACAACGCCACCUUAGGUUCAGAUAGAGAGUGGGAGAGGCAAUGAUGAAUCCGCUGCUGUUUUGGUAGUAGAAAGGGAACCGGGCAUCCGGUGCCAAAUUCGGGAUUAUCCUCCUAAUAAUCAAGAACAAGCACGUACAGCAUAUAUGAAGCACGGGGCGUAUCAUUUUAAAAUGGACGAGUAUCCUCCUGAUGAUGCAGCAGUCCAUCCACGUAGGUUUCAGUAUCAUUGGUUUAAGGACUUCCCUUGGUUAGAAUAUUCGCCAGAGAAAGAUGCAGUCUAUUGUUUUCCAUGCUUUUUGUUUUGUAAUAAGCCACUUGGGAAGAAAGGGUCUGAUGUGUUUAUAGUGCAAGGUUUCAGAAAGCGGAAGAGAGUAAAUAAUGGUCAGAAAUGUGCUUUCUUAACUCACAUGGGAAAGAUAGUAAAUCUGCUCAUAGUUAUGCUGUGAAAUGCCAUGAUAAUUUCAAGGACAAGCCAUGUCAAAUAGAGCAGUUAAUGGUGAAGCAAACCGACGAGGAUAUCAAGAAGAAUAGGUUGCGACUGAGAGUAACAAUUGAUGCACUACGGUGGUUAGCAUUCCAAGCUUGCCCCUUUCAAGGACAUGAUGAAACUCUUGAUUCAACAAACCAUGGCAAUUUUCUUGAAAUGGAUAAAUUGGUAGCUUCUUAUGAUGAGGAAAUUGGUGCAGUUGUAUUGGGUAAUGCUCCUGGGAAUGCAAAGUAUACCUCGCAUCCAAUUCAAACAGAAAUUCUGCACAUAAUUGCUUCCAAUGUGCAAAGGGAAAUUCGUAAAGAAAUUGGUGAUGCUAAGUUUUGCUUGCUUGUUGAUGAGUCAAGAGAUGAAGCAAAAAGGGAGCAAAUGGCAGUGGUUAUUCGUUUUGUUGAUAAACCCGGUUUCACUCAGGAGCGUUUUCUUGAUAUUGUUCAUGUCGCAGAUACAUCCUCGGCUACUCUAAAACAAGAGUUAUCUUCUGUUUUGGCUCAAUAUCAGUUAGAUGUGCACAAUAUCUGUGGACAAGGAUACGAUGGUGCUAGUAACAUGCGUGGGGGGUGGAACGGACUACAAGACAAGUUCAUGGAAGAGUGUCCCUAUGCAUAUUACAUCCAUUGUUUUGCUCAUCAAUUGCAGCUUGCUCUAGUUGCUGCAUCUAAAGAAGUAGCUGAUGUGCACAACUUUUUUGACCAUCUUGCUCUUGCUGUCAAUACUGUUGUGUCUUCUAGUACGAGAAGUGAUGAGCUACAUGCUAAUCAAGUUGCUGAAAUGGAGCGUCUGAUUGAGCUAAGUGAGCUUGAAACUGGAAGUGGGGCUAAUCAAGUUGGCACUUUACCGCGGCCUUGUGACACUAGGUGGAGUUCUCACUAUGCUUCUGUUUGCAGCCUUUUGAAAUUAUACAGACCUACAUUUUUGGUACUUAAAAGCAUUGCUACUGCCAAAGGGUCAGGUAGUUCACCUACAGCACGAGCAAAGGCCUAUGGUGCUGUUAAGCUAAUGAUGUCGUUUGACUUCAUAUUUAUUUUGCAUGUCAUGAAAGAACUUAUGGGGAUCACAGACAUGCUAUGCAAAAAGUUGCAAAAGAAAUCUCAAGAUAUUGUAAAUGCCAUGGAUGAUGUUAAGACUACAAAAAUAUUGAUUCAGGAGCUCAGAGAUAAUGGUUGGAGCAAGCUUAAAGCUGAUGUGCUUUCUUUUUGGGAAACACGGAGUUAAAAUACUAGAUUUCAGCGAGUUCUAUGUGGAUUUCAUUAAUUCUCGUGCAGAGGAUGAGACUACAGUGGAGCAUCAUUAUCGGUGUGAUGUUUUCAUGGUUGCCGUUGAUCAACAAGCACAUGAGUUGAAUUGCAGAUUCAACAAACAAGCAAUAGAGCUUCUCAUUUUGUCCACUUCGUUGGAUCCUAAGAAUGCAUUCACUUCAUUUAACAUUGAUAAUAUAUGUUCUCUAGCUUCAAAAUUCUAUCCUGCUGAUUUUGAAGAACAAGAAAGAAAUAAUCUGAGAUGUCAGUUACGGCAUUAUGAGAAUGAUAUACUCACAAACCCGAAGUUUCAGAAUUUGACAACGAUAUCUGAACUUUGUCAACAGCUUGCAGCAACUGGGAAAUCAGAUGAAUACCACUUGAUUGACAGAUUGAUUCGACUUGUACUUACUUUACCGGUUUCAACUGCAACGACACAACGUGCAUUUUCUGCAAUGAAACUUGUGAAGACAAGGCUUCGGAAUAAAAUGGAAGAUGAAUUACUAAGGGAUUGCUUCGUAAUUUAUAUUGAAAAGGAGAUUGCAGUUGGAAUAUCAAUAGAUGCAGUUAUAUAUGAGUUCGAUGAAUCACCACGUCGAGUGCAAUUUAGUUGAAACAAGUUAGUUCCUCUGUAUUUCUAUUUUCUAGAUUUUUCUUCUGUGUGAUGUGCAAUUCAACAAUAUCCUUUUGUUAUGGAAAAUGAAUGGUGGUAUAAUCAAUGGAGAAAUAUUUUGCUAUUA
Aegilops tauschii subsp. strangulata is the source of this 2856-nucleotide messenger RNA. RefSeq lists its product as uncharacterized. The record is from RefSeq and is a predicted model, not a curated record. NCBI's taxonomy places the organism in Eukaryota, Viridiplantae, Streptophyta, Magnoliopsida, Poales, Poaceae.